Caenorhabditis briggsae is the source of this 2967-nucleotide messenger RNA. Gene Ontology annotation, molecular function: nucleic acid binding; RNA-DNA hybrid ribonuclease activity. The record is from RefSeq and is a predicted model, not a curated record. NCBI's taxonomy places the organism in Eukaryota, Metazoa, Nematoda, Chromadorea, Rhabditida, Rhabditidae. Bases 1 to 2967 code for a protein of 988 amino acids. The transcript is spliced from 3 exons.
AUGGCGGAAUCUGUCGAUAAAGAUGCUCUGAAGCAAUUCGGUGAAGAAAUUUUGGGCAAGAUGGCAGAGAUUGUGAAGGAAAUCGGAGCUGAAAAGAAGAAAAAGGAGAGAGAGGCAGAGGAUGAGAAGCCACCGAAAGUUUCGUCGAAAGGCAUUCAGAAAAACUUGGAUUUCAAUUUCAAAAUCCGAAAUAUUUUGACGAAGGCGACAGCCAACGGAGAGUUGGAGGAGGCAGUUAAGGAAGUUCAAGACUUACUGAAGGCAAGAAACGGAGAGCUGCUGCUUCUGGAUUCCGAUCCAAGUCUUCUGCAGACGAAGGAUAAGUUAGACGCCUUGAAGGCCAUCGCUGGAGUCGAUUCUGAAAGCUCGACGACGCAAUCUGACAUGACUUCAAUCCUUCUCCUCUCUAAUCUUGCCGGCAAUAACGGAAACAGAAGUGGAGGAUUCCACGGAGAAAGCAAAAGACGUAGGGCAGAGCCGUACGCGCAGAGACAACCGUGGUUUCGACAUGAGAGCACUUUCCGAGGCCAGGGAAGUGCUCGGCAAUACGGAGGCCAGGGAUUGGAGGCAGAGGUGGAAAAGGAGGAGUCAAGUGCUUCAAGUGCUCCCAGUAUGGUCACUAUGCCACAGAAUGUGAACAAAGAAGGUAUGAGUUUUCCGGACAGACUGUCAGCAGCUAUUGAUUUUUGGAAGAAAAUCUGUGACGUAGAAUGGAUACUAAGUGUGAUUGAAGAUGGUUUUAAGAUUCAAUUAAACUCAAAUGUAGUGCUACCAAAGCCUCAGGGCUUGAGACCGUCAGUGAUACGGCACAAAGAAUUUUUGGUUGCAGAAAUUGAGAGGCUCGAGGCAGAGGGCGUUUUGACGCGAUCGGACCACCAACCACGAUGUGUGUCUCCGCUGCAUGUUGUAGAGCAAGGUAAGAAAAAGAGAAUGAUUCUCGAUUUGAGUGAGUUGAACGAGAGCCUCGUUCCUCCUCGGUUUAAGCUAGAAAACCUCAAGACUGCCUGGCCAUUUUUAGAAGACGCGCACUAUGCGGCCACAUUUGAUUUUAAAUCAGGCUAUCAUCAUAUUAAAAUACACGAAGAAUCUCAAGAUCUUUUGAGCUUUACGCUGACAAAUCCCCCUACUGCUCCUUAUUUUUCGUUUAGAGGUUUGCCGUUCGGGUUGUCGACAGCUCCUUGGCUGUUUACUAAAAUCUUCAAAGUUUUAGUUCUAAAAUGGCGGGCAGAGGGGAUAAAAAUCUUUCUAUAUCUGGAUGAUGGAUUAAUUGUGGGCAAGACGGAGAGAGAGGUCGCGAGGGCAGUGAGAAAGGUGAGAGAGGAUUUGAACAGUGCCGGAGUGUGCGUGGCAGAAGAGAAAUCGUUCUGGGUGCCAGACGCAAAGUUUACGUGGCUCGGUUAUGAGUGCGACCUGGUCGCGAGAGAGGUUCGUGGAACCGAGAAGAGAAUGGCCAAGUGGCAGGUUGCUCUUGAGGAGCUGAGGAGGAGCGCGGCUCCAACGGUCCUGGACCGUAUGAAGUUUUUGGGAUGCCUGGCAUCAUUUGAGCUUGUUGCAGGAGACGUUGGUGUUGGCAGAGCACGGUCGAUCAUGCAGACGGUUGGAGAGAGUCAGAGGAAGAAGAGUGAGCCGGCAACAGUGAAGAAGAAGAAAACUCCAGGUGAGGAGAGAGAAAUUGAGUUUUGGAGAGAGCGAGGCACAGAAUUAUUGAAGAGAAGCAUAGUGGAAAUUGAGCCAGAAUUUGAUUUAUUUUUGUACACUGAUGCUUCGGCGCGAGGAAUAGGAGCGGUGCUUAAGAAUGAGAGAGAUGAUGUUUUGUGGAAAAUGUCGGAAUUAGGCGAUAGCGACUUUGAAGGACAGUCUAGCGCUUGGAGAGAAGUGACGGCAGUGAAGAGAGCGGCAGAGGAGCUAGUUGGGAAGGUUAAUGGAAAUAUACAAGUACUUGUGGACAGUCAGGCCGCUGUGAGUGUGUUGAGAAGAGGUUCUAUGAAGCCAGAGUUGCAUAAGUUAGCUGAAAAGGUGUGGGAAGACUUGAGUAGAGUAGGAGAAAGCCAAUUUUUGUGGAUUCCAAGAGAACAGAACGUGGACGCGGACGAAGCGAGCAGAAAUUUUGAUUUUGAUGACUGGGGAGUGGCAGACAGAGUUUUCAGACAGGCGCAGAAGUUGUGGGGAGAGAUAAAAGUUGAUUGGUUCGCUGAUGCGAAUAACAGAAAGACAGAGGUAUAUUUUUCUAGAUAUCCCGAGUUCGGAACGUCUGGCGUCAACGUCUUCGACCACAUCGAGAGGGCAGAGAGGAUGGGAUGUGCUUGGUGGGUGCCACCUCCAAUGCUGAUACCGCACUUGUUGAAAAUUGGUAGAAAAAGAAGGCUGAGGGGCGUUUUAGUAGCUCCAUUGUGGCGGAGUCACGCGUCAUAUCAGGCCCUUGUUGAUCAUUCGGGAAGAUUCAUUAGAGCUAUUAAAGAUUACAUUAUUUAUCAGAAGAAUGACAACAUUUUUAUUCCGGGUGAAGGCUCCAAACAUUGUGAAGCCACAAAUUCUAAAUACUGUAGAUCUGAGUUCAUUUUAGCAGGAAAGAGAAUAUUAUGUUUUUCGUUGAAGAGCGGAGAAAAAGGACAAGGAGCCAAAAGACAGUUCGUCGAGGAACUCAAGCAGAAGGCAGGAGAAGGGUUUGAACACCACAUCGAGAGACUCAAGAGGAUUCCGUUCGAAGCCAAAGCUACGUCCACGGCUGCCGCUUACAAGGCAGAGAACGACAAGAGAACGCUCGAAGGAAGACGUUCAUUUUUCAACUACGAGCCAGGCAGCGAUGCGGUCAUCUUGAUGUGCCGAUGGAGACUUCGAACCAAAGGAAAGUGUCCAUACGUAUUUUCACACCUGGACGGUUCGAAGAAGCUCUCGAAACAAGCCAUUUCGACGCUCUCGACGAAGAUGCUGGCAGCGAUCGGGAAGCCGGGAGCGACUCAUCACUGA